GCUCGGAGACAAGCCUCCUCUCAUUCUGACUCAACUAUGUGAUCUGUUUGUCUACACACAGACCCUGUCUUCUGUCCUCUCCUCUUUCAUCCCCCUCUCCUCCUCUGCACACUUAAUGCGCAGUUCCUUCUCUCAAGUCCAACCAGCCUACAUUUGUUUGGUGAAGUCACUUUCUGAAACAGUUGACUUUGAAGUGAACUUUUUCUUGGUCUAAUUCCGGGACAUGACUACCAUGGCAACUCCGGCUGCUCCGACUCUGCUCCCCGCGGCUCCGCUCGGUCACCAUCCGGCUCCGAGCUCCGUCUCUCCGGCCACCAACUCUCCGCCACCUGCCGCCACCUCCGCCGCUUCCUCCCCGGCUCCUCCGCUGACUCACCAGGCGCUGCUUAACCAGUUCCGGGCGGACCUCUUACUCUCGAACGGGACCCAAUUAAAGCCCGGAGGAGCUCCGCUGUCCAGCACCGCUAAGCCCGUGUACGCCACGCCGUCGCCCGUGGAGAGCACGCCGCAGAACAACGAGUGUAAACUGGUGGAGGUGAAAGGUGCCAAGCUGGCCUCAUUUACGGUGAAAGACACGGAGCUCAUCUGCCUGCCACAGGCUUUCGACGUGUUCCUCAAGCAUCUGGUCGGCGGACUCCACACCGUCUACACCAAGCUGAAGCGGCUGGACAUUGCCCCAGUGGUGUGCAACGUGGAGCAGGUCCGGGUGCUGCGGGGGCUCGGGGCCAUCCAGCCCGGUGUGAACCGGUGCAAACUCAUCUCCAGGCAGGACUUCGAGACGCUCUACAGCGACUGCACAAACGCAAGUUCGAGGCCCGGACGACCGCCCAAGAGGCUGCAGAGUGUGACAGAGGGCGGGACUCACCACAUGCUGUCCCACAGCGGUCUGAUGCAUGCUGGGAUCAUGCCUCCUGCAGAUCUGUCUGCCUUGGCCAAGAAGAUCAAGCUGGAGGCGAUGGCCAGUUACCACAGUAACCAGCAACAUGGCCGGGCAAACGGAGAGAACGGCGACCACGACCCCAGACUGGUUCUGGAUCAGUUGCCCUUCAUGAUGAUGUCACAUCCCCUCAUCCCUGCCAGCCUGGCGCCGGCCUCUGUUUCCAUGGCAAUGGGCCAGAUGAACCGACUGAGCACUCUGGCCAGCAUGGCUAACGUGGCACAGCUCCACGCCAAGCCCCCUGCCAGGACUCCCACCUCCGUCAUUAAGGAGCGAGUGUGUGACAGUCCCUCCCCUUCUCCCUCACUGGAUGAAGCUCAGAUGUCAUCCAAUCACAGCAGCAGUGUGUCAAGCUCACCGUCUCACACAGAACGCACUGCUGAAACCCCACAUGCACAUGAUGAUCGCUUGUCGUCAGGUCACAGUCUGCUGGGACAUUCCCCCGGUGUGGUGUCGGGGGCCAGAGAGACAGAAGUGACUUCACUGGAAUACAGCAAGGAGAACAAGAGGGGACACACUGACAGAGACAACAGCUCCUUGGCCACUCACACAAGCAGGGAGAGCUGUGAUAGACAAGUCUACCAGAAACUCCCGUCAGGCAGGGAGGCCUGUGAGAGGGUGUCUCACACCGCAGGACAGAAGCUCCCAGCAGGUUUCCACCACGCUCCCUUUAUCUUCCCGGAAGGCUUGUCCUCCAUAGAGACCCUGCUCACGAACAUCCAGCAGGGUCUGCUGAGGGUUGCCAUAGAGAACGCCCGGGCGCAGGAGAAGCAGGACCAGCUGGAGAGGACGGAGCUGAAGAUGGAGCUGGUCCGCGAGAGGGAGCUCAGAGAGACGCUGGAGAGACAGCUCAGCAUGGAGCAGAAAAACAGAGUUCUGAUCCAGAAGCGCCUGAAGAAGGAGAAGAGGAAUAAGAGGAGACUUCAGGAGGCGCUGGAGGAGGAGGUCAAACUGCGCGAUCAGGCCGAGCACAGCCUGCUUCACACAGCCAACACACACACAGGUCAUCAAUCAUCAGCAGUCCCUCCUCACACAGAAUCUGUGACCCAGGACAUGGAUCAUGGGAGCAACCACGACGACAACAGGCUGGACUCCAUGGCGACAGUACAAGAGGGCAGAGUUUUCCUGCAGACCUCUGGGAUGUACUGAAAACAAGCUGGAAGGAUGGAUGGAUGGGAUGAAUGGAAGAAAAGAGCGGCAAAAAAGAUUCCUCCUUUUUAUGAGUGAUAAGAUCGCUCAGUCGCAGCCGUGGCAUCAGAGAUCCUCAUCUCAAGAGGACUCCCCCCCCCCCAACCCUCUUCCCCACAUUUGAAGGGUGACAUUCUAACGUUUCCAUUGUUCUCCUUGUUUAAUUUAUUACAUUAAUCACAAAAUCUCCACCAUAGUGGGAACAGUUUUUUUUUUUUAUUCUGAUGAUGUUGUUUGACAAUGUGCUUCUUUCACUCGAGGUUUUUUUUUAGAUCCUUGAAGAAGACGACCGUAGUUGUUUUUUUUUUGUCAGUGCUGUUUAUCUGGACACAAGUGGUGAAUAUAACUUGUAACAGAGUUGUGUACAUAAAUAUAGUCAUCAUUUCUGUUUUUGUUAUAAUAAAGAAAAUAACGGCAUGUUGUACAGUCAGUCAAUGACUUGUAUUGUGUAUGUUAUGCAGUAGUGCAGUUUGACAAUACAACCAAUACAAAUUCUUUUUAUUAAA
Molecule: messenger RNA, 2631 nt
Organism: Labrus bergylta (ballan wrasse)
Lineage: Eukaryota; Metazoa; Chordata; Actinopteri; Labriformes; Labridae
Gene: dachc
Product: dachshund c
Biological process (GO): regulation of transcription by RNA polymerase II
Cellular component (GO): nucleus; transcription regulator complex
Molecular function (GO): DNA-binding transcription factor activity, RNA polymerase II-specific; RNA polymerase II cis-regulatory region sequence-specific DNA binding
Source: RefSeq, a predicted model, not a curated record